GAAGUUAAACAUCAUGCAUACGAAACAAAAAGUGCAAUUUUUCUAAAUUAUAGUCUGGACUAGAUCUAGAUUAUAUAGAUCUAGAAUCUAGAUGUUGACUAGACAUAGAUCUAGUUAAUAUCUACAUCCUAGAUCAGACUCAAUAAAAGUAAAGUCAGUACACUGUCUACAGAUCACAAUAGAUUCUACACGUAACUCACACUCACAGUAUCAUGAGUAUGUGAGUAACUGUCGUAACACAGUCUUGACUCGUCUUGAGUCUUAGUGUCUACACUCUAGACUAGAGUCACUCUAGUCACUAGUCUCUCUACACCACAGCACACUUACAGUUACAGUGACUUACUCAGUUACUGAUUACUGACUAGUCUAGUUAGUUACACUCACUGUCACUGUGAUUGUGAAGACACUGAAGUGACUGUGACUCUCUUAGACUUAGAGUUAAGUUAGAGUGACUUAGACUCUCUACACUCUUAGUCAGUGAGUAAUAAUAGAACAGUGUAAGUUUAACUAAAAGUAAAUCUAGAUCUAGUGAAAUCUAGUCAUUUCUACACAGUGAUUUUAACUAGAUCUACAUCAUGUCAAGUGCACCAUUAGAAGAAGAAGAUGAGUUUGAGAUGCAGUUAAGGCAAGAGGAGCUUGCUAGACUAGCGAAGGAAGAAGGGGAGACACUGUCACAUGGUUUGACAUACACAGAUGAAGAUGGUACUGUCAUGGAGUGGGAUCCAGAAAGACGAGCUUAUUUUCCUAAGAUUGAUACUGACUUUCUGGCUCAGUACCAAAUGAACUAUGGCAUUAACUAUGGGGAUACUAGUGAUCUCACUGAAGAGCAGAAACAGGCCCAGUACAAUGAAUACUGGAAAAACUACUAUGAUGUUAUCAGUAAGGAACAACCAGCCCUUCCCAAGCUGGAUGAAGAAGGCAACGAGGUGGAAGAGGAGAAGGUUGAGGGUGACAGUAAGCCAGAGAACAAGAGCCAGCCAGCACCUGAAGCAGCAGCAACAAAGGAGCAGAUAGGAGAUCCUACAUCAGAUGAACACUACGAGUACAACUUGUACUACUUUGGUCAAGAAUAUGCUGAUGCCUACAGGGAUUACUACAGGCAACAUCCUGAUGCUGAGGUUUUGCCAGACUUUAUAUCACAGAGGACAUCAGCUGCUCCUCAGACAGACAACAAAAAGAAGAAGAAAGAAGCCAAGGGUGAAAAGAGGAAAGAAAAUCCUGCAGAAGUGGGUUGGUUUGAAAUAAACCCAGAGUCCUCCACACAGCUCUAUGUUACAGGGCUACCUUUAGAUAUCACUGAAGAUGAGUUCAAAGAUGUGCUCAGUAAAUGUGGCCUUAUUAUGUUUGAUCCUCUUACUAAGAAACCAAAGUUUAAGUUAUACAAAGACAGAGAUGGCAACCUAAAGGGGGAUGGAUUGUGCACAUAUAUAAAGCCAGAAUCAGUGAACCUAGCUCUUCAAAUUUUAGAUGGAAUGGACAUCCGAGGUAAUAAAAUCAGUGUAGAGAGAGCCAAGUUUGAGAUGAAAGGAGAGUUUGACCCGUCUAAAAAGAAGAAAAAACUCAACAACAAAGCCAAGCAGAAAUUGAAAGAGAGACAGCAGAAGCUGUUUGACUGGAGACCUGACAAACUUCCAUUCCAGAGAGCCAAACACGAGAGAAUUGUUAUACUCAAAAACAUGUUCAACAUAAGGGAAUUUGAAGAGAAUCCAGCCUUGAUAAACGAACUCCGCGCUGAAGUCCGAGAGGAAUGUCAGAAGUUUGGGGAAGUGACCAAAGUUGCCCUCUACGACCGCAACCCGGAGGGUGUCAUGUCUGUCACAUUCAAAGAGCCGGAGGAAGCCGACAAGUGCAUCGCGGCGCUCAACGGGCGCUGGUUCGCCCAGAACCGAGUUGUGGCCUUCACCCACGACGGCAAGACAAAGUAUGACGUGGUGGAGACGGAGGAAGAGAGAGCCAAGAGGCUGCAGGACUGGGAGGCCUACCUGGAGGGCAAGAAGAAGAAAGAGGCGGAGGAGGAAGCUGAGAGGGUAGCUGUGACAGAAGAGAUGGGAGAUGAGGUUGCCGUUGUCCCUGAGGAAACUGAGACGGAGAGUCUUGGGUUCAACCCCAAUGAUGGCGGCGAUAUGACUGCAAGUGACUCUAAUGACAGUUUGGUACUGGCACGUUCAGGUCAAGAUGAUAAUAUUGAAAGUAGUGACCUAGCAUCAGUAGAUAGCUAGACAUUACGGCACAGUAAUCAGCAUUGAUAGAUUGGAGAGACACUUACAUGAAUUAGACUCCAACCUCUGAUAUGUGUCGCUCUGGCAACACACUUAGAUAGACACUUGUGUAGAGAGUGCAGAAUACUUCCAGCACUAUCUCUACAUUCACUUGUUACAUAUGUGUUACAUUCGCUUCUCAAAUAGAGAAUUUUUGUAAUUAUUAAAUUUCUUUAGUCUUUAAAUAAAGAUCACCCCCUAUUGAUGACAGUAAAUCAUUGUGUGACAUAAUAGGUGUCUCAUCACUAGGAGUAGAAAUGGUAGGCCAACUAUCAGCUCUGAUGACUACUUAGGAAACUUUUAUAUUGUAAUGAAAUCUCCUCUCCCUGUAAGAAUCCGCCAGUAAAGUCCAGAAGAGCUCGUGUAGGCAGAUUGUAUAAGUGUAUUGGAAUCAUUGAGGAUUCAUAGAAUACAUUGGCCUGACACUUUUUUUUUUUAUCAACAACUUAUGAUAUUUGUAUAAGCUGCCUAGGAUUGUGUUCAUACUGUUAUUGUUACUCGCUGUUCUCUCAUAGAGUAAUUGUUAUGACAUGACUGGAAUACUUUGUUUUUAAAUGUCAAAUGUUGUGUUGAUUUUAUUUCAUGUAAUAAAUAAAAAGUAACAAACAA
This is a messenger RNA of Biomphalaria glabrata, 2867 nucleotides long. RefSeq names its product HIV Tat-specific factor 1 homolog. Gene Ontology annotation, cellular component: U2 snRNP; U2-type spliceosomal complex. Gene Ontology annotation, biological process: mRNA splicing, via spliceosome. The transcript has 8 exons. The coding region runs from base 576 to 2219 and encodes 547 amino acids. Gene Ontology annotation, molecular function: RNA binding. The record is from RefSeq and is a predicted model, not a curated record. NCBI's taxonomy places the organism in Eukaryota, Metazoa, Mollusca, Gastropoda, Planorbidae.